CCACCGCCAGGGUCCCGCCGCCACCUCCGUAGCCCUGCCGGCCGCGGUCGCAGGCAGGGGUCUGGUUGGGACAGGCAUACCCGCCUGGGGACUGGGGCAUCCCGGUGUAACCGAGAGGCACGGAGCCCGCGGGGGGUGCCAGUUGCGCUGCAGCGCCCGCUUGCUGAACUGCGCGGGCAGUAGGGCGGUGGGGCUCCGGGGCGCCCCGAGGGCAGGGCGCCCUGACUUCUCCCGGGGGACCCCCAGUCUCGGGGAGCGCACAGAGCGAGCGCGCCCCGCAGCCGCACUGGACCUUGCGCUCAUUCCCCUGCGUACCCCACUUCUGCACAAACUUUUCCGACGCCCUCGCCCGUGGGGGUCGCGGAGAGUGCUGGGCUGCCCGUUGGGCUCCCGGCCCGCCGGACCCUAGCCACGCUGACCUCCUGCCUCUCGUAGCCUCAGUGGCGACCUCUCCAGGCCGGGCCGGGCACGGCACUCGAGGCGAGCGCGGCAACCCCCGGUUGCUCUCCUAAGGCUCCCGCGCCCCCCGGGGCAGCUGGGCGGGGUAAUGCCCUCGGUGAUGGAGAAGCCGAGCGCGGGCUCCGGGAUCCUGUCCCGCAGCCGGGCCAAGACGGCGCCCAACGGCGGACAGCCCCACUCGGAGGAUGACAGCAGCGAGGAGGAGCACUCGCACGACAGCAUGAUCCGCGUUGGAACCAAUUACCAGGCCGUAAUUCCGGAGUGCAAGCCUGAGAGCCCUGCACGUUACAGCAACAAGGAACUGAAGGGGAUGCUGGUGUGGUCGCCCAACCACUGUGUGUCGGAUGCCAAGCUUGACAAGUACAUUGCAAUGGCCAAGGAGAAGCAUGGCUACAAUAUUGAGCAGGCACUGGGCAUGCUCCUGUGGCAUAAGCACGACGUGGAAAAGUCGCUGGCUGACCUGGCCAACUUCACACCGUUCCCCGACGAGUGGACCGUAGAGGACAAGGUGCUGUUUGAACAGGCUUUUGGCUUCCAUGGCAAGUGCUUCCAGCGGAUCCAGCAGAUGCUGCCCGACAAGCUGAUCCCCAGCCUGGUGAAGUAUUACUACUCUUGGAAGAAGACCCGCAGUCGGACCAGUGUGAUGGACAGACAGGCUCGGCGGCUGGGGGGCCGAAAGGACAAAGAAGAGAGUGAUGAGCUUGAAGAGGGACGAGGAGCCAUGAGUGAGGGAGAGCCAGAUGCUGGAGACCCCAAGAGAGAGCCUCUGCCCUCUCGGCCCCUGAAUGCCCGCCCAGGUCCGGGGAAGAAGGAGGCCCAGGGGUCUCAGUAUCGUCACCACCCACUGAGAACCCGGCGGCGCCCACCCAAGGGCAUGUACCUGAGCCCCGAGGGCCUCACUGCAGUGUCGGGAAGCCCAGACCUUGCCAACCUCACCCUUCGAGGCCUUGACUCCCAGCUCAUCUCCCUCAAGCGCCAGGUGCAAAGCAUGAAGCAGACCAAUAGCAGCCUCCGGCAAGCCCUGGAGGGCGGCAUUGAUCCCCUCCGUCCCCCUGAGGCCAACACCAAGUUCAACUCCCGCUGGACUACAGACGAACAGCUUCUGGCUGUACAAGCUAUCCGUAGGUAUGGCAAAGACUUCGGGGCUAUUGCAGAGGUGAUUGGGAACAAGACUCUGACCCAGGUGAAGACCUUCUUUGUGAGUUACCGGCGCCGCUUCAAUCUGGAGGAGGUGCUGCAGGAAUGGGAGGCUGAGCAGGAUGGGACCCCUGGAGCCCCGGUCCCCAUGGAGGAGGCCAGGAGAGGGGCUCCCUUGCCAGCCCCUGCCCUAGAGGAAGAUGAUGAGGUCCAGAUUACAUCCGUCUCAACAUCUGUGCCCCGAUCCGUGCCCCCUCAAUAA
Miniopterus natalensis is the source of this 1858-nucleotide messenger RNA. It is a transcript of the gene RCOR2, whose product is annotated as REST corepressor 2. Gene Ontology annotation, molecular function: transcription corepressor activity. Gene Ontology annotation, cellular component: transcription regulator complex; histone deacetylase complex. Gene Ontology annotation, biological process: negative regulation of DNA-templated transcription; regulation of transcription by RNA polymerase II. NCBI's taxonomy places the organism in Eukaryota, Metazoa, Chordata, Mammalia, Chiroptera, Miniopteridae. The record is from RefSeq and is a predicted model, not a curated record.